AUGGAGCUACGACAGCUCCCGUUAUCUCCAGGCUCGUCGUUUGAAUCGCAAAUGCGUGGUCGCUUCUGUCUCGAUGAUUCGUGUGUGAAGCUCGCUGACCAAGACAAUCUUCGAGUCGAGGAUCGGUUCUUUAACUAUGACUCGACGGACUUUGCACUGCGACGGCCAGUUGCCUGUCCAGCGGGUUCGUACUGCCACCCAGGGACGGCAGCUAGUGACUCGCUUAUGAAGAUUUUUCCGACGUCUCAGCCCUGUUUCGAGGCCAUGUAUUGUCCAGAGGGGAGUUCAAGUCCGCGAGGCUUUGGAGAGUGCGCUCCGGGCUUUUAUUGUCUGUUCGGCACGCGAAUUCCGUGUCCUGCAGGCUCGCACUGCCCCCAAACAGGUCACAUCGCACCAUUACCGUGUCCUCCUGGUACGUUCAACGCCAUGACAGCGCAGUCGAACUGCACUUCGUGUCCUGUUGGUUUAUCUGUCCGGGUUACGGUCGAAUUAUGCCUGCGUUAUGUCCGUCUGGGUACGUGUGCAGCAAGACAGCGCUCGCGUCACCGAAUAGCCUUUGUCCAAGAGGAUUCUACUGUCUCGAAGGAACAGCCACGUCCGACGGGUUCCGGAACGAUACGAGCUGACGAGGUUCGAGUGGGAGACUAUCGCUAUCCGCAGAAUUGUACGGCCGGUUUCUACUGUGAGUUGGGCUCCUAUUCGCCCAAAGGCUCAGGUCUCUGUCCGCCUGGUUUCACGUGUCCGAGCGGGACGGCUGCACCGAUUCCUACCUCGAAAGGAACGUUUGCUAAGCUGGAAGGCACCGUGUCUGCGGCUGAGUGUUCCCCCGGUUACUACGCGCCGACAAUCGAGUCAACUGAGUGCGUGCCGUGUCCUCCAGGUACGUCUUGUGAGAAUGACGGCACAGCCGUGGCCAGUAUCUGUCCACCUGGUUCGUAUCGCGGUAGUCUGGCAGCCGAUGGUUUGGCGUGUUUGGCGUGUCCUCAAGGUACAUGGUCCAAGAACUGGGAGCUACGUGGUGUAGAAGAAUGUAUCGAAUGCGCACCUGGAACUGUAUGCCCUAUUGACGGCAUCUCGAACCCGUGCACAGUCGACGACCUGCCGGACGUGUAUACGCCCGUGGCGACCAAUUUAACGUUCGCGCAGUGUCUUGAACGUGGUUCACACUAUUUUUUCGGGGUUCUACUGGAACCGUGGAUCGACGAAUUGGGGCGAGGUGCUCACUUCCUUCCCGACCGUGACAAUGGACGCUGUUAUGAGAACUCGAAGCCGCGGGGAUCGGACCUGUACCAAAGGUUUGCAGAUUUCCAUGGACCGCUUUACGAGAUCAGUACGGGCGCGGGUGUUCCUCAUCAAGGCUACGGCUCGGACAGCCAAUAUCCUCCGCCCAAUAUGUUCGCACGCGGUUCGUUGGCGAUUGAUCUGCCUGUUUCGAGGGCGUACGACGUUGCACGCAACUGCACACCGGGGUUCUUCUACAAGAAGCAAUGGUAUCCGGGUACUUGUGAGGCGGAUAUCUUCUGUUCUUCUGCGCUUUGGUCGAAAGUAUCGUCUGCAGAUGAGCUGGUUGCACAGGCACAACCGUGUCCGGAGGGGUAUGUGUGCGACGCAUCCACGACGGCUGACACUGCAUUCUCUCACCUCUGUCCACCUGGAUACGUCUGUGGAGCUGGCACGACACCAGAUCUUACACUCGAUGCACCACGAGGUCAACUUCACGAACUGUGUCCAGCAGGAAAAUACUGCGUCGCUGGCACUGCCGAGUCGCAGAAAGAGCACAACAAGUGUCCUGCUGGAUAUUUCUGUCCCACGGGCACUGCGAACCCGUUCUAUGGAGAAGUAGCGAACGACGCGCUUCGUCGUCGACUGUCGAGUGAGCACAGUAAUCCGUUCCUGUACGUAAACUACACGAAAUACAUCGGAGAAGGCGACAUUCGAGUCGUAUCUGCUCACGAUAUGCGCUGCUUUGAUGGCGUUGAUGACGACCUCGUCGGUAUUUUCCGGUUACGUCAAGAUCCCAAUGAUCCAGACAAGAAAACUGUGGCCAAUCGAGCGGAAGAGCAAAAUCGCUUGUGUGCUCGUGAUCACAAGUGGAGGGCAGUGGAGCUGGCACUGCGCCGUAAUGAUUGCGACUGUGUGGCACAAAUGAAAGUGGUGCGUCGGGUGUUUCAAUUCUGGAAGUGUACGACAGAGCCGUCCACUGCGACGCCCGCUGUCUAUGAUCCGAAGUGGUUUGGCUGGCCUGAUGUCCACAAUUCUGCCACUCAGUGCGUAUUUCCUGGCACUCACGGCUCGAAACCGGUGGAUCUCACUGCGCUGGUAGCUGAUGGAGGCACUGGCGUGAAAUUCCAGACGGGGUGGACGGAAACGACACUGGUGCACUCGUACACUGAGCUUCGGACUCUAGUUGAGGCGAAAUACGCGGCUGAGGCUGUUCCUGUGGACCCGUACGUGUACGAUCUACACCAUGCGAUCGAGUUGAUUGAGACUUUUGGAGAAGAAACACCGACGUUCGCGGGCUUUGUGUCGGGUUCUAGCGAAGACAGUGACGGAGAUCUGAUAAGACUGGACGCGUGCGCGUGCUCGCAGAUGCUCAAGUGUCCAAACGGAACCACAUCGACCUCAGGAGCGGACGAUAUAUACGACUGUGUCACGACGGGAGACGAAGUGCUGCAGCGUAUUAGUCCCAUCCCAUUGAAGAGCGCUCGACUGCUGAAUGGCUCAGACUUCCAGGACUUGACGGGAAUUGCAGGUCAGGGGCUGGGUAGUAUCAUUCUUGAGCCUUUCGAGGUGGCUGUGGUGACGCUCAACACGACUCAGUUAGAGCGCAACCUCACGUACGGCGCACACUACCAGAUCUCUGUGUACCAAGACUGCAAGCCCUGUCCGCCCCAAUACAAGUGCGACUUGAGCGACGAACCCCCUGGCUGUACGUAUCCGGACAACAACAACAUCACCGCCACUCGUUUAUACAAGAAAUGUAUGGAAAUAUACGACGGGGAUAUCUUUGUGUGCAACAACAUGCCGUUCUUCUGCGAUCGACGCACGCUUCCUCUUGCCGAAGUACUGAGAACCGCUGCGGAUAGCGGAAGCAACGCGACGACAAACAUCGCUGGAUGUUGUUCGUGUGAGCGGCAGGAAAUGCCCUACUACUUCGCAGACACUGCGACGGACAGAGGCUUCCCGGACAACAAGCAUGGCUACAUGCAGUUCAGCAUCUCUGCGUUGGAACAGACGGAGAUCACCAUUGCUGUGGAACUGGUCCACGGCCUGUACGUUCGCGAUUUUGCUGAUGGGUUUACAGAGGAUCGAUUCGACCUGACGGUAUUCACUCCUGGACGCGCGGAUUAUUCUCCGUCCACUCCUUCGACCAACACGUUCCUCGCUGUCAUGCAACAAGAAGACAUGGACGAGUUGAUGCUGCCGUUGAAUCUGCCCGAAGAGUACGUUCGAGUGGCCGGUACCCUCACGUACAAGCAGCAGGUUGCGAGUACAGUGCUCAUCAACCGCAUGUCGGACAUCUUCGUCGGGGAUCCCGCGCUACCGAGUAAACGUGGAUACAUUCGCAAUACGGAGCAGAAUAGCAUCGGAGAAUUGAUCGAAUUCGACGCGAAUGCGAGCAGUAACAGCACCGAAACUGUGGUUCCACCGACGGAGUAUUUCGGAUUGUACUCGGUUCCAGAUCCGCUGGAAACGAUGCUGCGUUCAGACUCGUGGUGGACUCAGGAACUAGGUGGAUCCGAGUUCCUCGCUCUGCCGUACUUGCCCUACUUCUCGUCGUGUAGAGGCUUUGACUCGCACAUUUUCCUCUUUAAAAUGCUCGAGACACAUCCAGACUGUACGUUCGUGAGCUACGACCACACCGUGGAGGUGGAUCAGUAUCCGUGGAGGAAGAAGCUCACUCCGAAUGCCGAUCGAUGUGUGAUCGAGUACACAGCGGAGGUAGCAGCCACGCAGUCUCUCAUUUCGUCCAUCUCGUCGGCAGCGUCGAGUUUGACUUCGAGUUCGGAUUCAUCGGCGGCGACCACGACGUUCGAGACAUUCCAGCGUGGCGUGAGUUUGUCGUGUUUGUACGAGGAAAACCUCGAGGGUGGCGCGGAGAAGCUGCGCUGGUACGAGGCACCGACGGGUACAACGUUGUUCUACAUCACUCGUGAGCCAACAGCAGCCGAUGCCUUUGUCGCUGAAGGCGAUGCCGCAACAGGAACAGGUUGGGGACGCUCCGACACCUUGCAGAAUUACUUAGACACUGACGCUCUCAUUCCUGUCAAAGUUGGACGAGACGCUGGUGUAGCAUUGGCAGUGCCGCAGGAGGUGUAUCUCAAUCUGAGCUACUACCAGGUCACACCAGGUCAGAAGCGACUCGUGCAAGCCUCAGUGAACUUUGGCAAACUGUGCGCAGUGACUCGAUCGGUGGACUUGCUGGCUACGUUGGCUAAGAAGGACAUCUACCCGUGCACGUUCAGCAAGGCGACGAACCAAUUGGCGUCCAAAGCGUACACGCUGCAAGUGUCCUGGGAGCCACUGGACUGGUUCGAACUCAUGAAUCUCUUCCAGUUCACCGUGGACGUGUACUUGGGCUUCUUCACGCUUGUAGCCAUGGCCAGCAUGAUCAUCGGGUUCAUCAUCUGGAUGAUCAACCGCUUGUUCACUAAGAUGAAGCGGCCGCCCAAGUUCCGCAUGAAGUUGCUGCUCAAGAACGUGGCCACACCACCACCGAUCGGCAUCUUCUUCGCGAUCGUGCCGAUCUUUGUAGUGUGCAUGCUCAUAUACACUUGGUGGCACGUCUUGGCUUCAACAGACCCGCUCAAUUCUCCAAGUGCAGCGUCAUUUGAGGCGACGGCGGGUGACUGGCUGGACCAAAUCUCGCUGGAUAAGACUCGAGUCGAGAACUACAAGCGCGGUCGAGUCGGGCUAUGCUUAGUAGUGAUCGGGAUCUACCUGUUGCUACUCGGGUCGAGAUUACUCAUACCAGAGACCUUGGACGCCAAACCCGAAGACAACGCGUACAAGGAGAUGUCCAUCACGACACCCACCGAUCCGUUCUCCGUCGAAGCUGAUAAAGAGGAAGAAGAGCAAGAGAACGAGUUCUGGGACCCUCGAGUUUGGAAACGGGCCAACUUCCUGCUCACGACCUUGUGUUUCAUGGCGCCGAUGCUGGUGUUCUGGGAGUUCUCGUACUCUCCGUCCUUCACGAACAACAUCUACGGCUACCUCGUUCUCUUCAAGAUCUUGCGGGCGAUGAUAGAGCUCGUGCUGGAGCAUUUCUUGCACGAAAAGCUGCUGGUCAUGCCGUUCGCUGUGGUGUUGUCGGCCUCGGAGAGUAUGAUGGCCAUGGGCUCGGCAGAUUUCAUCGGCUUCACCAUGUUUUACUUCGUCAACUUGACUCUGGUGAUGAUUGAGCAUCUGUACACGGCGCCGUUAUUGCGUCGCUCACGUUCUUUGUGGCCUAAAUGGCGUCUCUCGCUUCAGCGAAGAAUGAGGAAGAGACGGCGACGUACUCGCGAGCAAAAAGCGCAAGAGGACGCCGAGUGGCAGCGUGUAUGCGAGAAGAUCGACAAUGAAGCCUCAGGCGUGGAGGCUGUGCUUGAAGGAAUAGCAGGCUACAGCGUCGUGUUCACAGAGCUCUUCAUCGCGCCAAUUUUGCUGGCCUUCCAGGCGUUCUUCAGCGACGAUACGCAAAUGCCGGCACUCUACGGAGUCCGGCAGACGGAUUUGCUGUAUUACGCGUUGUUCUCAUUGUUCAUCAUCCCGAGUAACUUCGUUCUUGGCGCGCUUCAGCUAAACACGAUGGAGCUGGCGCACGGAUGGAAACUCUACGAGUACUCAGCAUACCAGAGACACCGCUUUGCCACGCGAGAUACUCGAUGGCCGCUGGCCCACACGGCAGCGGACGAGAGCAUUCAUCCGAGCUGUCAGAGCCUGGACUUGCUCUGCUUUUCGUCACAGCUCUACUUCUUGCUAAUCAUUUACUCCGCUGGUAUUCUUUUGAGUAUGUUGGGGAUCUCUAUAUGUCUGCGAGCCAGCUACAGCUUCUUUGGAGACCCGAUCACGCUUCUUGUCAUCGCUGUGGUGUUUUACUUGAUGCGUGGGCUUGAGAUCAGCUGCAUCCGAAUCGGAGAUAAGUUUAAAGUCUGGAAGCCCCGCAAACUCGCUGACGGUACGUUGGACGAAGAUCUAGCGGCGAAGCUGGCUCUGGGUGCUGGUAGACAACGAGAACUUGAACGUGAGAGGUUGGAGCUACAAGCUCUCAACUCGGAACGAUUCCGUCAUCGCUUCCUGGAACGCAACCGGCCGUGGGUGUUGCAGCAUCUUGCAGAGCUUUUCACACCGCGCACACUUCAAUCCACAGACGGUCCGGCAGGUGAUGGCCGCCCCAACUCGGAGUAUAUCCGUGAUCUGUACCAUGAACUCGUGAACAUGGGCGAAGGACGGCGACUCAAAGGCGACAGGUCCGACAUCUCGUCGGAUUCUGAAGAUGAUCUCGAGAAAAUGCGUCGCGCUUGGUCGAACGUGCCGGUGGAGGGAGCCUCGCGUGACUUGGCGCUGUACUGGUUGGCACGAGCUCGUAAGCGACGAACGUUCGCCAAGCUCGUGGCUGGUAUCGUAGCUGCUAGUCGUCAGAGCGAAUGUUGUGUCUGUGGUAAACGCGAGGAUGGCGGCUACACGCUUCAUGUUGACCUGGCAGCAGAAGACGGAGCAAAAGAACAUGAUCCACGAGCGUUAGAUCGACUCAUUGACGGAUUUGAGAACGAACUUGGAGCGCAGGAGAUGGACGCUGACCUGUGGAAAGCGUACUUCCGCAAGCACGCAGCCUUCGCCACGCUCUGCAACGUCUGCGUGGCUGCCAGACAGCAGGCGAUAGGGAACCAGGCGAACAAACUUGUUGCUGGGAUGAGAAAGAUCCGCGCUGACGAAUUCUCGAGCGACGAAGGCAGCGAUGAAGACGGAGGCGAAGUGCCGUUCGCUCCCAUCGUCGUAGCGCGUGGGGCCAUUGAAGGUCGCGUGCUCACAAAAUGGCUGUUAGCUGCCAGAAAACGACUGGGUGGCGCCUUCCCUCGACCCGAAGCGCAGGAAGAGAUGGAGCGUUAUGCACGCAAGCUCAAACGCUCUCGUCGGCGAGCUGGGAAGAAGGACCAUGUCGACUCGGACGAAGAAGGCAAGGAUCCUUCGCGACACUGGCGACUGGAGCUGAACGAAGCGGCUCGAGCACUUGCACUUCGCUGGCUGUGGGAAGCUCGGGAUCUUCGUGACGCCGCAGCACGCAGCGUCGCUGCUGAGUUACGUGAAAAACUACAAGCACUCAACGACCAGGUCGUGGAAGCCGACGACUGGUUCUUCGGACGGGAGCUGCGUGAAGCUGGGAUUGCGCUGCGUGACGAUGGUGCUCAACUUGCAGAGGAACAGGCUCGUGUGGACGAGGACUUGGCUCAGAAGAUCCGAGCUACUGAACGAGACGUGGAGGCCUUUGUCGAGGAGAAGCGAUCUACUAACGCUGCAGAAGAGAAAGCGUUUGCUGAGCUGAUCGCCAAGGAGCGUGAAGAUAUCAAAGCUCGGGUCGCUGCUCGAGAACUUGAGCUGCUGGAGGCCUACAAGCAGAAAGAGACUGAGUUUGCUGCUGCUCAACGUCAAGCUCGCGAGACAGGAGAGUUAGUCCCCGCUUUGGUCGCUGAGCAUCGCUCAUACCUCGCAAAGAUGGCUGAAGACAGACGUACCGAGCUGGAAGCUAUGGAAGAAGCUGCUAGCACCAAGACUCAGCAGAAAGAAGACGCGUUCGCUCGGAAGCUGGCGCUGGCUGAAGCUGCUGUGGCGAGUCGACGCGCUCUGGCCCAGCAUCGCAUCCUGGCACUUCGUAAAGAAGCUCGUGGGGUUGUUCGAGAUCGUGAGUCCGCUUGGCAGUCGAAGGCGCGCUCCUGGAUAGAUCGGGCCUCCCGCAAGGUACAGGUGAAGCAGCAAGAAGAUGCCGAAGCUCAGCUCAAUGACAAACGUCGCCGCAAACGCGUCCUGCUUGCCACAUGAGUUACGUGAGCAUUCAUUUAUAUAAUACACGUUGUUUUUCUGCGUGGCUUCUGCAUCAAUUCA
Molecule: messenger RNA, 8082 nt
Organism: Phytophthora nicotianae INRA-310
Lineage: Eukaryota; Oomycota; Peronosporomycetes; Peronosporales; Peronosporaceae
Exons: 4
Coding region: 1-8019 (2672 amino acids)
Source: RefSeq, a predicted model, not a curated record